AUGGCGUCUGAAAUCCGACCCCCUGGCUGGUCAACCUACGACGACCCGACCAGGAAGGGCGGCAACAACUGGAGCUCCCACCAGGAUAACUUUGGGAAUAAAGGCGGCGAUUACUACGAAAGCGGUGGCGCUCCCACGACAGACGGGUGGCACUCUCGCGACUCUCGACACCCAGCAUCAACAACAGCAAUAGGCUCUCCACCAUUUUGGCCCGCCAGCGGUACACGAAUCUACGGUCAUCACAACGAAUUACUGCAUCCACCUCCACCACCGCCACCGCCAACACGGACUGUCCAACACUUUCCUCCCAACCGCUAUCCGCCUUCUUUCCAGCAAGCACUCUACUCGGCAGAACCCCACAGUAGAUUUGAGUCGAAUCGAGCACAAUUUGAGCAUCAACCAGUCUCGCCUACUCCGAGCGGAUCAAUAGAGGACAUGUUCGGAGGACAUAAGAGCCACGAUGGCUACGACAACAACUAUUACAGCGCCAAUACCACUCCAGAGUCAAGAUCUGACCCCUGGUUCAACGGAGACUACAGGGGCGAUGAGGAGUACAUACCAGAGGACUUACAAAGAUCACCCUCGGAGUCAUCUCGCUCACCUUCACAUCAACUGGAGUAUGGGCCAAGACACAACCUCAGAACCCCGGCUUUCGAUUUCCUGACCGGACCUAUAGCCCAUGGCCCCGAUGCCUGCGUGAUUGAAGAACGAGGUAGCAUCACCUUUAUCGAGCAACAUGACGAGGGCCUAAUCCUAGAGCCCAGGUCUCUAGAAGGAGAUGGCCCAGACGAUCCUCUUCUUAUGGUUCACACAAGGCGGUAUCUCGACCCAGUCAUAGUUAACAACCCUUUGAUCCAUCUUCGUCUUGUCAUGCCUGCUGGUCAGCUGCCAAGAGGAGAUACUUUUGCGCGGAUGUCUGGACACUUACGAGCGCGUCAUUCGAUCGACACCUUUCUCAUCCCACACGAAUCAAGCAAUACGCCGAGUCAUCAUGAUGUUGUCUUUGGAUUGUCAGGGACGUUGGAUCGAGUCUGUCGAGCGCUUCGGGAUCUUUUAGAGCGGCUGGUUCAUGGUACAGAUGGCUUUGUCUUUUGGAGGCUGAGCCUUCUCAUCCCGCUCGAUAUCAUCCACCUAGUUGCGGACGGACGGAAGGAACGAUCACCUGUAGAACCAUGGGUCAGUUUUUCUAGGUGUUCGCUUCCACGGCUCAGGAACGCGACGGGGAGGAUAUACGAUUCGAUUUCGAACACAGACGAGUGCAUACUGUCGAUUCAGUCUUGUUCUUUGGAUGUAAUGCUGAAUGCAGUUCAGUGUUUGGGCGAUGUGAUGGCGCAAGAGGAGGAUGCUCUUCUUCUGUGCGAGGAGUUUUACACAGGUGGCUGGCCGAGUGUCAUUCCAGCAGAGAGAAGGCUACCCAAGGAGCUCACUCACUCCUCUACCAACUUGGAUCGCUUGACGCCAGCUGGCUAUAUCCUGCGACCGGAGAUGAAGGAAUGUCUUCAAGUCAUACGAGUGUCCCGGUACCACAUCCAGCUCCUUUUGUCGGCUAGACAUGCAUCGUUGCUGACCAGUGACCAUGGGAACUUUGUUCGGCGUUUUUGUAGAGAGGCAGGAGCGUUGGUUUCGUUCUCAGAGGAGGUCCCUACUGAGGAUGGGUCGCCCAUUCGAUUCUGCGACAUCGGAAGCAACAACACCCAGGCUCUUGAGGUUUCCGUGCACGAGAUCAUACGGUGGCUGUAUGAGAUGGCUUCCGGAGGCUGGUCGAUCUAUAUUGUUGUCCCUGAGCGGAUCGCGGUGUCGUGGCGAAGUCGAGAGAUUGUUGCUGGCUGGACAUGGCGUGGGUUCUUGCACACAGUGAAAGAUAUGUCGGAAUUCUGUCCACCAACGAGUGCUGAUGCUUUUGAACUUGAACCUUCAGAGGAGGAGUCGGUGCUGGACAUCAAGAGCAAGACGAUGGGGGCUGGAAUCCGGGCUGCUGUCCGGGCUAUUCUCUCGGCGAUGUACUCGCGCGAUGGCUGA
This is a messenger RNA of Linnemannia hyalina, 2019 nucleotides long. Lineage: Eukaryota; Fungi; Mortierellomycota; Mortierellomycetes; Mortierellales; Mortierellaceae. The record is from the annotation of a GenBank genome assembly.